Molecule: messenger RNA, 2282 nt
Organism: Ilex paraguariensis (yerba mate)
Lineage: Eukaryota; Viridiplantae; Streptophyta; Magnoliopsida; Aquifoliales; Aquifoliaceae
Source: the annotation of a GenBank genome assembly
AUGGAUGAUGGGUUUGCUCUUGGUGUUAUUGAUUACCAGACUGUAAUAAAUGCUUUAUGCAAGAAUGGGUUUGUACAAGCUGCUGAAAUGUUCUUUUCAAGAGUUUUGAAACUUGGGUUUUUGUUGGAUACUCAUAUCUGUACCUCUUUGGUGCUGGGUAAUUGCAGGGUUGGUGAUCUCAAUGAGGCCUUUCUAGUGUUUGAGAAAAUGUCUAAAGAGGAUGGUUGUGGUGCCAAUAGUGUUACUUACUCAGUGCUUAUACAUGGUCUAUGUGAAGAUGGUAGGCUUGAUGAAGCGUUUUGGCUAAAGGAAGAGAUGAAUGAAAAGGGUUGCCACCCAAGUACUCAUACCUACACUGUACUGAUUAAAGCUCUUUGUGAUGUAGGAUCCACUGAUAAGGCUUUUGGUUUGCUUGAUGAGAUGGUCAAGAAGGGAUGUAAACCAAAUAUUCACACUUAUACAGUAUUGAUGGAUAGGCUAUGUAGAGAAGGUAGGAUUGAGGAGGCUAAUGGAAUGUUCAGAAAAAUGUUAGAUGAUGGAUUGGUUCCUGCCACAGUAACGUAUAAUGCACUGAUUAAUGGUUACUGCAAAGAAGGUAAAGUAGUUUCUGCUUUUGAGCUUCUUGGCGUGAUGGAAAGGAGUAAUUGCAAGCCCAAUAUCCGUACUUUCAAUGAGCUUAUACAAGGGUUAUGUAAAGUCAAUAAACCUCACAAAGCAAUGGAACUGUUGAGAAGGAUAGUUGACACUGGGUUAUUCCCCGAUGAAGUAACCUACAAUAUUCUGGUUGAUGGGUUUAGCAAGGCAGGCCAACUCGACAUGGCUUUCAGAGUAUUUAAUUCAAUGAACUCCCUUGGUCUUGAACCUGAUGGUUUUACUUACACUACAUUAAUUGAUGGGCUCGGUAAAGAAGGGAGACCAGAGCAAGCACAUGGGAUCUUGGGUUUGAUGGUGAAGAAGGGAAUAUUCCCAGAUGAAGUAACAUUUACAGCUCUUAUUGAUGGAUAUUGCAAGACAGGUAAAACUGCAAAUGCCUUUAUGCUUUUUGAGAGAAUGGUCAAGAACAGGUGUUUGACUACACCUCACGCAUUCAACUCAUGUCUUGAUGUUCUCAGCAAAGAAAAUAAGGUGAAUGAACAAAAUACAAUGUUUGGAAUGAUGCUAAAGUACGGCCUAAUUCCUUCUGUGGUAACUUACACCAUAUUGAUUGAUGGGCUUUGCCGAGCAGGUGAUACUAUCCACUCCUUGAACGUUUUAGAUCUUAUGAAGCAGGCGAAUUGUCUCCCAAAUGUAUAUACAUACACUGUUGCAAUCAAUGGCCUCUGCCAGAAUGGUAGAGUGGAGGAAGCAGAGAAUGUUCUGUAUAAGAUGUCCAAUUCAGGUGUCUCUCCAAAUGACAUCACUUAUACUGUAUUAUUGAAGGCGCAUAUCAAAGCUGGUCAGUUGGAUUGUGCUUUUGAGUAUUUGAAAACCAUGGUUGGAAAUGAUUUCCAACUAAACAAUCAUGUCUACUGUGCACUACUUGCCGGAUUUGUUGUCUCAGAAAAGGCUAAUGGAGCAGGAGCUUUGAGUUCUGCAUGUGAUUUAGAUGCCAAAUCAUUACUUAUGGGAAAGAAUGAAGAUGCUUGGUUUUCCAACUAUGUUUUCAGGGCAAUGGAGAUUAGCCAUGCCAUUAAACUUCGAGAUAAGAUUGAGGAAUGUGGUGCCCCUAUUGUUGAUUUUUACAGUUUUGUAGUUAUGGGUUUAUGCAAAGUGGGAAGAAUUUUAGAAGCAGAUAAUCUCAUGCAGGAUAUGUUGAGAAUUGGUCUAAUUCCUGACAAGGCGGUUUGUUCUUUUAUCAUUGAGCAUUUCUCCAGGGAGGGGAAAUAUGAUCAUUGCCUCGAGUGGAUGAAGCUCAUUCUCGAAAAAGGUUCUGUUCCAUCUUUUGCAUCUUACUGUUCUGUAAUUCUUGGUCUUCUCAGUGAAGGCAAGGUUGAAGAAGCUAGAGGGCUGGUUUCUGAACUUUUAAGACACACUGAUAUUGAGGACAGAACUGCAAUCUCACCACAUAUUGAGUUCUUAGGAAAGGAAGAUGAACCUUACAGAUGCCUGGAGCUUCUAAAACUAAUCGAGGAAAGGUAUGACAAUGAGAGGCCAAUAAUCUAGUUUCUUUUUUUCUUUCCUUUUAAAAAAGUGUGCAACCCAACCACGUCACAUUGAUCGUUCAUUCUAGUACUACCCUCAUCCAAUCAUAUUUAACUGCAAGUUUUAAUGGGAUUCAGGGCAUUAGUGUUGCUAUGAUCACA